Molecule: messenger RNA, 2881 nt
Organism: Gaeumannomyces tritici R3-111a-1
Lineage: Eukaryota; Fungi; Ascomycota; Sordariomycetes; Magnaporthales; Magnaporthaceae
Exons: 3
Coding region: 20-2431 (803 amino acids)
Source: RefSeq, a predicted model, not a curated record
CGACACCACAAAGCCAACCAUGGAGUCGACACGCAAGCAGGAGUACCAAGUGCGCGACCUGCCCACGAGGUCCGUCACUCUCUUCCCGACGAGGGCGCAGGUGGUUCGAGACAUCAAGAAUGUCUUCCUGCAGCCUGGCACGAACCAAAUAACGAUCGUUGGGUUCUCGCCCACGGUCGAAGAGGAAAGCAUCAAGGUCGAGGGUUGUGGCUCGGCAAUGAUCACGGACAUCGCCGUGGAGCUGCUUCCCAACCGUGACAUCUUCGAGGAGAUCUACUCCUCGGGCGAUGAAGAUUCGGAGGAUGACGAGAGUGAUGACGACUCUGACGACCAGGGCGACGGAGACAACGUGCUCUUAACGGCCGUGCGAUGCAGGAUCGACAGUCUCCGUGAUGAGCUGGCCCAUGCCGUCGCAGGCGUCGCUAGUGCCGACGCGCAGCUCGCGAUCCUGGACGCCCACUACAACCGGAUUCACCCCAGGCACGGUAACAUCGAUAUUGUCGAAGCUAUUGCGCACUACAGGGCCGAGAGGUUGAACAUCUCCCGGGCGAGGAUCGGCGAGGCCAUCCACGUCAGGAAUCUGGAGAUGAAGAUCCAUCUUCAGUCUCAAGAGGAGAGCAAACUGGCCAAGAGCGACAGGAAGGAGCGUCGCAAGCACGAGAAGGCUAGCGAGAAGGGAAAGAAGCUCAGGCGCAAGGCCAAAGCCAAGAAGCAGCGCCGCCGCGAGGAGGUUCUCAAGGAGAAGCAGCGCCUGCGUGAGGAGCGCGAGUCCUUCUGGCCGCGCAAGACCUAUACCGUCCGCAUCUCGCUCGAGGCCGGCAACUUAAACAUGACGCCCAUGACCUCCAGGCGCAGCUCGGCCACGACGGACAUUUUGCACACCACCGUUGCCCGUGACAAGGACGCCUCGACGGAGGCUGAGAAGAGCGCCGCGACCGCCGCCUACAGUGCUGCGGCCGCCGCCUCUAGCGCUGCUACCGCCGCCUAUAGCAGCCUGCAUACCUGCGAUAUCUCCAUCUCCUAUGUGACAUCAGCCGCCUCUUGGACUCCUUCGUACGACCUUUCUCUCUCGACGAUCAGCAACACAGGCAUUCUCUGCUUUGACGCGCAGCUCACCAACAAGACAUCGGAGACCUGGGGUGGCUGCAAGAUUGUCCUGUCGACCAGCCAGGCGACCUUCUCGGGCAUCAAAGACGCUAUUCCCGUCUUGCAUCCCUGGCGCGUCAAGUUGGCCCCUAGGGGGGGCCAGGCCUGGGACGAUAUCGUUGAUUCUCGAGAGGAGCGUACCGAAGCCGAUCUCUGGCGCGGCCAGCAGAGCCUGGCGAUGCAGCAGGCCAAGCCUCGGACUGAGCUUUUCGGAGUCGGCAGUGUUAAGACCCAAGCCGUGCCCGAGCCCGUCCAGCUGGGCUCGAACCCGCACCAGAGCAUACCGUUUUCUCGCAUGCAGCAGAGCCUCACCCGACCCCCCGGGGCUGGAGGUAGCAUGCUUCGCAAGUCAGCCGCUCCCAAGGCCCGCGGCGCCCGCGACAGUCUCAUGCGCUCGGCGAGCAGCGCAAAGCGUAAGGCAGUCGAAGCCUACGGUCAAACUCCUACUUUCGGCGACUCUGACGAGUCCGAGGGCGAGGACGAAGCCACGAUCCUCCCGGAGCAAGCCCCGGAGCUUGCAUUCCCGGAGUCCCUGUUCCAGGAGACGGGUCUUUCCGAGACGUACGACCUGCCCGGCCUCAAGACGCUGGCUCCCGGACACACGGCCUCCAAGCAGCGCGUCGUCCGCGUGCCCCUGUCGGCGCUCGUCUUUUCGCACACCGUCGUGGCCAAGUACAAGCCCGCGGCCUUCCUCAAGGUCAGGAUCCAGAACCGCAGCAAGCUGACGCUGCUCAACGGCCCCGUCGGUCUGACUCUGGACGGCAGCUUCAUGGGCCGCUCCAAGCUCCCGCGCUGCUCGUCGGGCGACCUGUUCACCAUGAGCCUCGGCAUCGACCCGGCCAUCAAGGUGACCUACCCCAAGCCCGAGGUCAAGCGCAGCAUGCAGGGCCUGUUCGCCAAGGAGGAUAACCACGCCUUCACGCGCGCCAUCACGCUCAUCAACACGCGCACGGGCAUCAACGCCCGCCCGGCCGCGCUGGUCAUCUACGACCAGGUUCCCGUCAGCGAGGACGAGCGCCUGCACGUCCACGUGCUCGAGCCGCACGGCCUAGCCGCUGGCAUGCCCGGAGUCCCCGACGGCGUGCCGUACAAGGACCCGGCGCGCGGCGGCGGUGGCGGCGAAAAGACGGACGCCGGCGACAAGAACUGGGGCAAGGCCAUCGCCACGCGCAGUAAGGAGAACGUCGUCACCUGGGACGUCACGCUCAACGCCGGCCGCGGCGUCCGCCUCGGCCUCAAGUACACCAUCGGCUGGCCUACCAACGAGCACGUAAUGCAGUGCUAGGAUCAGGCCGUCGCCCGGACCGGCAGCAGCGGCGGUGGAGGCGACGACGUGCUCGGCAUUACGGAUGACUUGCCGCAUGGUGACCCCAUUGGCGCUGGUCUGGGUGACAAGGGACCUACUCCCGGCAUCGACCAGAAUGGGAAGAACACGGGCUUCGAGGGCCAGAAGGAGGACGAUAAGUUGAGCGGCAGCUUUGUUGGCCGCAGGAGUGGCAGUAUCAGGAGCAACACUCUCAAGAAGAUCUUCAAGCGCAAAUCGCUUAGGGGUCUUGUGGGUUAGGGAUGAGGGGGUCAACAGUCCCAGCAUCGACACCUUGCUCUCUUCCUUGCGUUAGCCCCCCCCCCCAUUGGGCUUUUUUUUUCAGACGCAAUAUUGUGGGAUAUCCUCCAUACCAAAUGGCUCGGAGUUGAUAGAGUAGAUACCAUGCAGUAAAUGAAAGUCAAUGUAGGA